Messenger RNA from Pungitius pungitius (ninespine stickleback), 2077 nucleotides. RefSeq names its product charged multivesicular body protein 7 (gene chmp7). Gene Ontology annotation, cellular component: ESCRT III complex; multivesicular body. Gene Ontology annotation, biological process: vesicle budding from membrane; late endosome to vacuole transport via multivesicular body sorting pathway. The transcript is spliced from 11 exons. Lineage: Eukaryota; Metazoa; Chordata; Actinopteri; Perciformes; Gasterosteidae. The record is from RefSeq and is a predicted model, not a curated record. Bases 377 to 1747 code for a protein of 456 amino acids.
UUAGGGGGGUCUGCGUGGGUGGAGCACAGAUCGUCGCCGCUUUGACGCACGGAUCUGACUUAUACCGAAUGUUGUUGACAUCUGAACUUUAGCACCAUCAUGCUGGAGUAAGAGUCUGCUCCGAUGGCUGGUGGCUGCACGUGAGCUAAUGCUCAACAUUUCCCUUUAACAGGGGAUAUUGAGACUCAGACCACAUUAGGGCUAUUUAUUAAUUAUUCUACUAAGAACGCGGGCAGGUAGCGGAUGUCAUUAAGUUAGCUAAGUUAGCUAGGUUAGCUAACACAGCGUUGUCGCGACUUGUUAGCUAACACGUUCGCGGUCUGCUUGACAUCAAACGUAACCAGAUAGACGUCGAGCUAAAGUCUUGGUGCCGCUAAUGUCUAACGCCACAGACACCGCCUUGCCCGCCGAAUGGGACGACGACGAGCGGAUGAAUUUCAUGUUCUCGGACUUCAACGAGAACCGCGAUGUCAACACGACGGACUGGGACAGUAAGAUGGACUUCUGGUCGGCUCUGAUCGUCAAAGGCUGCAGGGACCGAGGCUCGGUGUGUGUCAGUCUGCAGGAGCUGAACAAAACCUUCAGAAGGAAAGAGCGAUCCCCGCUGGGCUUAGCGACCGUCAUCCAGUCCAUGGCCAGAUGUGGCAAGAUCCAGAGGGAGUCCGAUUUUGCUGCCAAUGUGGACUGUGGCUGGCUGCACUGGGGUGUUGGACUGCUGCUGGUGAAGCCUCUGAAAUGGACCUUCUCGACUCUGCUUGGAAGCCACCGGGUGCCUUCUGAUGCGUCCUUUGUUGUCAUUGAGCUAGUGAAGGAGAAAGCGUCUGAACUACUCGAGGUGUACAGGAGAAGUGGAUAUGCAAGCCGCCCCGUACUGUCGUUUCAGGAGCUCUGUGCUCUAUCCUCUGAGGUCUGUGCCGAUGAGAGCGCCCUGUGCAUGGUUCUCCUGCAGCUGCAGAGGGACAAGCAGGUGACUGUUUCAUUGCACGACGGUGAGAAGAUUGUCAAGUUUUGUCAGGCUGGUCAAAAUAAAGUGGCUCCAGUCAGCGACGUGGAUAUGGGCAUCUACCAGCUGCAGCGCAGUGAAAAGUUGCUGGGAGAACGAGUGGAGAAACUGGGCCUCGAGGCUGACAAGUGCAAAGAGGAGGCAAGGGCACAUCUCCGGGAAGGGAGGAAAUCACUGGCGCUGAGGAGUUUAAAGGGCUGCAAACGGGUGGAGAAGAGAGCAGACAGCUUGUUUGCCAAACUGGAGUCCAUCCGGGGAAUCCUGGACAGAAUAGCCCAGUCGCAGACCGAUAAGAUGGUUAUGCAAGCGUAUCAGGCCGGAGUGUCCGCUCUGAGGCUUUCUCUUAAGGAUGUGACUGUGGAACGUGCUGAGAGUCUUGUGGAUCAAAUACAGGAGUUAUGUGACACUCAAGAUGAGGUGAACCAAACUCUAUCCAGUGGCGUUACCAGCACAGACGAAGACAUGGAUGAGUUGGAGGAGGAACUGAAAUCUUUGCUGGACGAGUCAAAACCGGCUUCCCUCUCAAGUUAUCCUGAAGUUCCAACAAGCGGUCUGCGAAUCCCCGGAGAGCCCGGCCUCGCAGGUACUGACGUGCUCAGUUCUCUGCCUGCGGUUCCUUACAGACCCCUGGAUAUUACCGCCGAGCAGUUGGAGGAACAAUUGAAUCAGUUAACCCUUGCAGAUUUAGGCUUUCAGGAGAAGAAAACUCCAUCGCCAGCCAAGAGAUGUGAGGCUGCACAGUGACGGGAUCUGCUCUGCCUUCAAGACAUCGAAGAUCUCAAGUCAAAAGUUAAACGACAAGACUAGUAAUGCUCUUCAUUUUUGGGGUAUUAUUGAAAAGUAUGAGAGCAAGUAUGUUUCUUGUUUUGUGUGUUUAUUGAUGCCUUUAAAUAUCCUUUAUUGACAGUCCUGUACAGUGCAUUAAGUGGCCUUUUGAACUGUACGUUUGAAAGUAAAGAGACUAUUAUGCCAAAAAAAUGUAAUCAAUAAAGUAUAUUUAGUUUCACUGCAACAUACCUGUUUAAGGAGUUUAACCAAAAUAUGUUUCCCAAAUAAAGUGUAUUUUAAUCACUU